UUACCAGUACCUGUAGAUGAAUAUAUAUAGGUUUUACCAGAAAAUGUGAUUGUGUUUAAACGCUUUGGAAGUCGCCUCGUAUUCUCGUGGUUUCAUUUUUCGUGGUUUAACGGCGGCUUCAUUCCGUUGGUGAAAAUUGCCUGACUUUGUACUCGGCUAGCGUCGCUUUGCAAAAAAAAAUAAAAUCCAGCCAACCACCAGACGAAGAGAGUCACGAACUUCGUGGAAAAACAACCAUUUUUAAUAUUUUAAACAAAAGAAAUAAUACAUUCGUUACCUGGUGUUCUUUUUACGAACACUUCGACAUUAUUACCAAAUUGACCUGGGAAAUAAAAUGAGUGGAAAAGUUUUAUUUGCGUGCUCGAAAUGCUUCUCAAGACACCCGUUCGAAGAAUUAUCUUCAGGAACCCAGCUUUGCAAGAAUUGUCGUGGGUCUUCGUCCUCUACAUCAGCUAAUCCGGUCGUCAAAUGUACUUACUGUCGCUCCGAAUUUCAGCAAACAUCGAAAGCUCAAAAUAUUUGCAAAAAAUGUGAGCACAACUUGGGUAAAUAUGGCAAGCCGAGUGCAUGUGAAUGUUGUAAAAUUGUUGCUGCAUUUGGAGGCUCUAAGUGUAUGAGAUGUGCUAGCUAUGAAGCGAGAUAUGGUCCACCGGUACACUGCGAUGAGUGUAAAUUGAGGUCUGCUUUCGAUAGGCGUGACGAAAAUAAAAAGAUCAACGGCAAAUUACUGUGCUGGCUUUGCACAUGUGCUUAUAAACGUGCGUGGCUGAAAGCGCAGCAAGAAGGACGAAUAUCAUCUAAAAAACGUCCCCAUGAAAAAUCACAUCGCGAUAGUUCAUCUGCUGCCGCAAAAAAGGCUGCCCGCAGCGGUGAUGUCACAAAAAGUAGCAACAGCGCUAACACAGCGGUAGCAGCAGCAAGUGCCGCUGGACUUGACUUGCCAGAAAAAAUUUCUCGUACAGCAUCUUCAAGCAGUGGCAACGGUUUGGGAUCUGUAGCAGCUCCAGCUGUUGUAACUAUAGAUCCAAAUUCUGCAGAUCAUGUAGUUGCUUUGACUACUUUAAAAGAGCGCAUUGCUAGCCUGGAGAGAAGAUUGAACCAAAAGGACAAAGAAUUAUUAGAAAAAGAUAAAUUGCUAACUGAAUUAAAAGGCAAAAAUUUUGAAAAGGAAAUUGAAAUGCGUAAUAAGCUCAAGGAUAUUGAUCGUUUAAAUGAAAUGAAAGUUGAAAAUCUUAAUCGUAAAAUUGCUAAUCUUCUUAAAGAAGUAGCUGGCCUCAAGAAAAUGAACAAAAAGAAUGGGUCUGGUGGAACAGGAACAGGAAGUACAGGGGCUAUCCGGGAUAAAGAGCGAGAGAAGCGGGAACGGGAAAACCAGUCGCCAAAAGAAGAUGCUACAGCAGCGAGCAAUGCAACGGAUUCAUCUGAUAAAGACGAUGAAAAGGAUAUUCGUAAAGACGAGGACGACCGCAAAAGCGAGGAUGACUCUCGAGACUCAGAAUCUAAUAAGGAAGAUGUCAAAGAAUCGCCCAAAGAAGAACCCGAAGAUAAAAGCAAAGAAUCUAACAAAACAGACAAUCAAGAAAAUGACACUAAAAAUGAUGGAGUUGAGGAAAAUCGAUCUCGUUCUCGCUCGAGGGGUUCGCGUUCGCAUUCUCGCUCCCGAUCCAGAUCUAAAUCACAUUCAAAAUCCCGAUCGAAGUCACGUUCAAAGUCUCGAUCAAAGUCACGAUCAAAGUCACGAUCUAAAUCACGUUCAAAAUCAAGGUCAAAAUCACGAUCGAAGUCUCGUUCAAAGUCCCAUUCACGCUCUGCUUCGAGAUCACGUUCUCCUGGAUCGCGCUCAGGUUCUAGGUCCCAUUCGGCAUCGCGUUCUCCUUCGCCUUCUCGCUCCAACACUCCAGAAUCGAAUUGAAAAAUUUUACCGUUUUUAUAAUAGGAAAAAUGUAAUUUAAUGUUUUAUUUUUAUGUUACCUUUAA
Stomoxys calcitrans (stable fly) is the source of this 1977-nucleotide messenger RNA. RefSeq names its product protein FAM76A. Lineage: Eukaryota; Metazoa; Arthropoda; Insecta; Diptera; Muscidae. The record is from RefSeq and is a predicted model, not a curated record. The coding region runs from base 335 to 1912 and encodes 525 amino acids. The transcript has 6 exons.